AUGUUCACAAAGAAAGCAACAGCAACAGCAGCAGCAGGAGCAGCAGGAGCAGCAGCAGGAGCAGCAGGAGCAGCAGCAGCUUGGCCCCACAGAGACUGUCUUGCUGCAGCAGCAGACGUGCUGCUGCCGCCGCUGCUGGAGGGGAUAGGCAAUCCUCUGCUGCAGCAGCAGCAGCAACCCGAGCCCCUACUCUGCCCUGUACCGCGCGCUGCAGAUGCAGCAGCAGCUGCUGCUGCUGCUGCUGCUGUGGUGCAGCAGCAGCAACGAGACAGAAGGAGAAAAGGAUGGCCGGAGGAGACAGACGAAGAGGCAGCAGAGACAGAAGCAGAGGCACUUCUGCGUCUGGCCCCCUCUGUUGUGCCGUUGCUGCUGCUGCUGUUUGCUCUUGCUGCUACAUUUAGUGAACCUUCUUCGCCCGCUCUGGACUACUACUCGCCGCGCGACGUUCUGGGGGAGUUGCUGCCAGCACUGCAGCAGCAGCAGCAGCAACAGCAGCAGCAGCAGCAGCAGCAGCAGCAGCGGUAUCCUGCUUUGGCUGCUUCGUUUGUUUGUUCUUAUACAGCAGCAAAAGUUGCUGCACUUGCUGCUGCUCCUCUCGCCUCCAAGCCGCUGAGCGCAUUUAUUCUGUUUGAGUUGCUGCAGCUAGCUGCUGCUCCUGGCCCUGCUGCUGCUGCUGCGGAAUCUGCUGCUGCUGCUGCAGCAGCAGCAGCAGCAGCAGCAGUGUCUCCUUUGAGACCUUUCGUUGCUCGGGCCCUCCAAAGAACAGCAGCAGCAAGCAGCAGCACGGUGCAGCAGCUGCUGCAGCAGCAACUGCAUUCGCUGCUGCUGCUGCGGCUUCGAGGCGCCAGGGGCCCUGACGGAUCGCCGCUAGGCAUUGGGCCUCCCCUGCUGCUGCAGCAGCAGCAGCAGCAGCAGCAACAGCAGCAGCAGCAGCAGCAGCAGCAGCUGGCGUGGCAGCUGCUGCUAGCAGGUGACGCGGAGGCGCUCGAUCCAAGGCUGAGCGCAUUUAUUCUGUUUGAGUUGCUGCAGCUAGCUGCUGCUCCUGGCCCUGCUGCUGCUGCUGCUUCUGCUGCUGCGGAAUCUGCAGCAGCAGCAGCAGCAGCAGCAGUGUCUCCUUUGAGACCUUUCGUUGCUCGGGCACUGCAGCUGGCGUGGCAGCUGCUGCUAGCAGGUGACGCGGAGGCGCUCGAUCCAAGGGCUGCUGCUGCUGUCUCCCCGUACUCCUUGGCAACAGCAACAGCAGCAGCAACAGCAGCAACAGCAGCAGCAGCAGCAGCAGCAGCAGCAGAACCCCAAGAGGCAGAGACAGACGAAAUGCCUCUGUCUUUGCGUUCCUUCGCAGCUGAAGUUGCUGCUGCUGCCGCUCCACUACUUGCUGCUGGAUCUCACCUCCUCUUCCAAGCGGGGUAUCUGAGCGGCGUGCCGGUGCACUUGCUGCUGCGGCUGGUUGCUGCUGCAACAAGGAGACAGCUGGGGAGCGAGCGGCUGGAGGAGAUAGGGGCUACGCUGCUGGCUCUCACACUAGGGGGAGACCUGCAGCAGCAGCAGCAGCAGCAGAAGCAGCAGCAGCAGCAGUCAGUAGAGCGGCUGCUUUUCCCAGCACAAGCAAGAGUAGCAGCAGCAGCAGCAGCAGCAGCAGCAACAGCAACAGCAGCAACAGCAGCAGCAGCAGCUGGAGUUGAUGGGUUUGCUCAUUGCUGCGACGAAUGCAGAGACGAGCAGCGGGGUGCAGCAGCAGAAGCAGCAGCAGCAGCAGCUGCUGCUGCUGCUCCUGCUGCUGUAGAAACUGCGCGGCUGCUAGGCCUGGAGUUGCUGCUGCUGCCGCACCCCCCGCCAGCAGCACUGGGGGAUGAGGGUUGGAGUUUGCUGCUGCUGCAGCAGGAUUCUGUGCUGCCUGCUGCUGCUGCUGCAGCAACAGCAACAGCAACAGCAGCAACAGCAGCAGCAGCAGCAGCAAUGCCUGCCCCUUCAAGUGUCUCUCCGGCGAGAAAACGCGUGCUGCUGCUGGACGUUGUUGCUGCUGCUCUCCCGUUUGCUGCAGCAGAUGCUUCCUCGCUGCUGCUGCUGCUGUCAUUCUGCUUCCGCUGUCUCUCGCACUUCUGCAGCAGCAGCUCAAGCAGCAGCAGCAGCAGCAGCAGCAGACAUCCGAGCAGCAGCAGCAACAACUCGCCAGAAGAUGCAGCAGCAGCAGCAGCAGACACCUGGAUGUGUGUGCUUCGGGCUUUGCUGCUGCGGCUGCGCGACGUCUCCUUCACUGCAGCAGCAGCAGCAGCAGCAGCAGCGGUUCCUCACUGGAGAGCAGCAGCGGCAGCACCAACGACAGCAGCAGCAGCAGCAGCAGCAGCAAACGCAGCUAAAGUCGAGGGAAACAAAAGGCCCUUAGACCUCUCUGGGGACAUCCAGCGAACGUACAGCAGCAGCAGCUGCAGCAGCAGCAGCAGCAGCAGCAGCAGCAGCAGUAGAUGCUCAGCAGCAGCAGCAGCAGCAGCGGUUCCUCACUGGAGAGCAGCAGCGGCAGCAGCAACCACACCAACGACAGCAGCAGCAGCAGCAGCAGCAGCAGCAGCAGCAAACGCAGCUAAAGUUGAGGGAAACAAAAGGCCCUUAGACCUCUCUGGGGACAUCCAGCGAACGUACAGCAGCAGCAGCAGCAGCAGCAGCAGCAGCAGCAGCAGCAGCAGCAGUAGCUGCUGUUUCUCCUUGGGGGUUGAGCGGCUGCUGGAACACCUAGGCCCUGCUGCAGCUCGGCUGCUGCUGCUGCGGCCAGCCCUUUGUGCUGCAGCGCAGCAGCUCCUUGAUGAGGUCGUUGCUGCUUGGAGCAGCAACCCACAGCAGCAGCAGCAGCAGCAGCAGCAGCAAGAGUUGCUGCAGCGUCCUGCUAAGCGAACAGCAGCAGCUGCAGCAGUGCUUCGGCAACAGGAAACCGACGAGAACUCAGAUGCCAGGGUAGCUGCAGCAGCAGCAGCGCUACGUACUCUCACCGAUUUGCUGCCGUUUCGUUCAGCAGCAGCAUAUGCUGCUGCUCUGGCUUCAAGGGGACUUAUCCCCUCUCAGCAGCAGCAAUGGCAGCAGCAGCAGCAGCAGCAGCAGCAGCAGCAGCAGCAGCAGCAGCAUGGCAGCAUCUGCUGCGCCGAUUGCGUUGCGCGGCAGCAGGGGCAGAGGCUGCUGGUUGGCUUUGUAUCUCCUGAACUCGCGCUGCUGCGCAGCAUGUGCUGCGCGGAUUGCGUUGCGCGGCAGCAGGGGCAGAGGCUGCUGGUUGGCUUUGUAUCUCCUGAACUCGCGCUGCUGCUGCUGCAGCAGCAAGCAGCAGCAGCAGGCAAAGUACCUUCGCUGCUGCAAGCUGGAUGGAGCAACAGCAGGAGCAGCAACCCGGGUGCAGCAGCAGCAGCUGCUGCUGCUGCUGCAGCACAGUUGCUGCUGCAGUCCGAGCAGUUUGCUGCAGGGGCUGAUGAAAGACAGAGCCGCACCGCCUUCCUCUGCGCCUAUAGAAUAUGCAUGCCUCACCCUGCUGCUGCUGCUGCAGCAGCAGCAGCAGCAGCAGCAGCAACAGCUGCAGCAGCAGCAGCAGAAGUGCCGGGAGCAGCAGCAGCAACGAGGGCUCCAGCUGCUGCUGUAGCUGAUUCAUUUGCUGCAGCACAGGCGGCUCUCUCUAAGGACGUGCCGCUGCAGGGACAGAGCCGCACCGCCUUCCUCUGCGCCUAUAGAAUAUGCAUGCCUCACCCUGCUGCAGCAGCAGCAGCAGCAGCAGCAGCAGCAGCAACAGCUGCAGCAGCAGCAGCAGAAGUACCGGGAGCAGCAGCAGCAGCGAGGGCCCCAGCUGCUGCUGUAGCUGAUUCAUUUGCUGCAGCACAGGCGGCUCUCUCUAAGGACGUGCCGCUGCAGGCCUUCAUGCUUUUGGGGGCAGCAGCAGCAGCAAACAGCAGCAGCAGCAGCAGCAGCAGCAGCAGCAGCAACAGGGCAGCAAGUUGGAGACAGCUCACGGUGGUGCUGCUGGAAGCUUUUGUACGGCCAGAGCUCGAGGCCCUUCGCACACACCUCAGGCACGUUGCUGCUGCUGCUGCUGCUGCUGCUGCUGCUGCUGCUGCAGCGGUUGUUGCUGCUGCAGCUGCUGAUGUGCUGCUGCUGCUUCUGCUCGGGAUAGCGGGGGACUGCGGGUUGUUUGGCGGCGCUGCUGCUGUUUGUCUGCUGCUGCAAGGCCUCACGACAGCAGCAGAAGAAACAGAGCGCCGCUCCACUAGGCUGCAGCGCAAGGCGUCACAGGCUGCAGCACGCAGCAGCAGCAGCAGCAGCAGGCAGCAGCAAGUCGAUCCAGAUCGCGCUAUCGGGGAUUGCUGCUGCGGCUGCGGCGCUGCAUUCGCUGCUAUGCAGCAGCAGAUGCGUGGAGGCCCCACAUAUGGCAGCUUGAGGCAGCAGCAGCAGCAGCAACAGCAGCAGCAGCAGCAGCAGCAGCAGAUAGGUGGUUCUAGGUCAUCGACUUCAUUCCCGGCGGACGCGGAGACGCAGCAGCACCAGCCUAAGCAGCAGCAGCAAAAACGGCAGCAGCAGCAGCAGCAGCAGCAGCAGCAGCAGCAGCAGCAGCAGCAGCAGCAGCAGCAGCAGCAGGUGUUGGGUUUAUUUGAGGUUGCUGCUCCUCUGGUGAUGACGAGCCCGGAGCUGGCGCGUGAGCUGCUGCCGCUGCUGCUGCUGGCGGUGCUGCGCUGCGGCGGCGAGACAGCAGCAGCAGCACUUGCUGCUGCCUUGAAUGAACAUGUCUUUGCUGUUUUUAGAGAGCAGCAGCAGCAGCAGCAGCAGCAGCAGCAGCAGCAGCAACGGGAGAGUUUCUCUUUGGGCUUCCUGCAGCAACAGCAGCAACAGCAGCAGCAGCAGCAACAGCAGCAGUAG
This is a messenger RNA of Eimeria mitis, 4881 nucleotides long. RefSeq lists its product as uncharacterized. Gene Ontology annotation, cellular component: plasma membrane. Gene Ontology annotation, biological process: negative regulation of cell adhesion. NCBI's taxonomy places the organism in Eukaryota, Apicomplexa, Conoidasida, Eucoccidiorida, Eimeriidae. The record is from RefSeq and is a predicted model, not a curated record.